CGAAACAACUCUGGGGCUUUCCGUACCGUAGCAAUUGCUUGGCCGUGAUUCGUCUUCCUCCUCCCCUCUCCCCCCUCCCCCCUUGUCCGUCUCGCGCCUUGGCAACAUGUUUUUUCUAAUCCUCUUCUUGUUCUAACCAUUUUGCGCUAAUCUCCUCCGCUACCGUCGCUUCAACGCCACGGGGGAGAAUCUCUUCCCAGCCAAUCCCAAAGUGUUCUUUUGCUUCGGUGUAUCUCCUACCCUCGCCCGCGAGAUUCUUGGCGAUUUCUGCUACUCCUGUGAAAUUCGUGUGGUUCUUGAAUCUCUUCUUGGAGUGUCAGCAGCCAACUGCUGAUACAAAAGAUCCUAUCCCCUUCCUGUGCCUUGCCAAAGAUUUUGCAAUUUUUUCUGUUCGAUUUCUUUCAUUAGAGCGCAAGAAUCCGCUGCUCUGCUUCUCGGAGAUUCACCAUGAGCGGCGGCGGCGCUAACGAGCGCAGCGACCCGCUGCUCCCGACGAAGCGGGAAGGGGACGAGGACGACGCCGGCGCCUCCGCGUUCCACGAGUUCAACGGAGCCUCCUUCGCCGGCGCGGUGUUCAACCUCUCCACCACCAUCGUCGGCGCCGGAAUCAUGGCGCUGCCGGCCACCAUGAAGGUGCUCGGCCUCGUGCCCGGGCUCGUCAUGAUAGUGCUCGCCGCGCUCCUCACCGACGCCUCCAUCGAGCUGCUCGUGCGGUUCAGCCGCGCCGUGGGGGCGCGCUCCUACGGCGCCGCCAUGGGCGACGCCUUCGGAUGGUGGGGCAGGAGGCUGCUCCAGGUCUGCGUCGUCAUCAACAACGUCGGCGUCAUGAUCGUCUACAUGAUCAUUAUUGGUGAUGUGCUUUCUGGAACCACUUCCAGUGGUGAGCACCACUACGGUGUGUUAGAAGGGUGGUUUGGCAUGCACUGGUGGAAUGGGCGUUUCUUUGUUCUCCUGGUCACGACCCUUUGUGUUUUUACUCCGCUAGCAUGCUUGAAGCGUAUUGAUUCGCUGAGCUAUACCUCCACAAUAUCUGUUGCUUUGGCCGUUGUAUUCGUUAUUAUUACUGCAGGAAUUGCCAUUGUCAAGUUGAUAGGUGGACAAAUUCCAAUGCCCAAGUUGUUUCCCGCUGUUCCUGAUUUGGCAUCUGUUUGGGAACUUUUUACAGCAGUGCCAAUUCUUGUCACUGCUUAUGUUUGCCAUUACAACGUUCACCCAAUUCAUAAUGAGCUAAAGGAUUCCUCGCAGAUCAAGCCAAUAGUGCACACAUCAUUGACACUAUGCUCAACUAUCUACAUCACAACAAGUUUCUUUGGAUAUCUCCUCUUUGGUGAAUCUACGCUGUCUGAUGUGCUAGCAAACUUUGAUUCAAAUCUUGGGAUUCCAUACAGUUCAGUGCUAAAUGAUGCUGUCAGAAUGAGCUAUGCUGUUCACCUUAUGCUCGUGUUCCCUAUGAUAUUCCAUGCAUUGCGGCUUAAUUUGGAUGGGCUUCUCUUCGCUUCUGCAAGGCCUCUCUCUUCUGACAACAGAAGAUUUGGUAUAAUGACAGCAGUGCUCCUCCUAGUGAUUUUUGGAUGUGCAAACUUCAUUCCUAGUAUUUGGGAUGCCUUUCAGUUUACUGGGGCAACUGCUGCUGUCUGUAUCGCCUUUAUUUUCCCAGCUGCAAUCACUCUGAGAGAUCCGCAAGGCAUUGCAAAGAAGUGGGACAAGAUUCUGGCGGUCUUCAUGAUUGUUCUUGCGGUUGUAUCAAAUGUAGUAGCUGUGUACAGUGAUGCCUAUAAAAUAUUCCACAAGAAAACUGCUCCUUCCAAGGCCUGAGCUGGAGAAUCCGGUGAAGAAUUGUCUUCAUGCUGGUUUGUACAUUAGGUCAUAAAAGAUUCAUUGAAAGAGAGGUCAUGGGGUUGUUACGUGGGGCAUGGUCGACUCAAUUACGUUGAGGUUCGUGUAUGUAUGUAUGUAUACUAGAGAUGCAAAAACUGAAGUGCUUCGGUACAGUAUAAAAACAGGAGAACUGUGUUAAUGUGAAAUUAUAGUUACUAUUCUGAUGGA
This is a messenger RNA of Setaria italica (foxtail millet), 2046 nucleotides long. Its product is annotated as amino acid transporter AVT6A. The transcript is spliced from 5 exons. Gene Ontology annotation, molecular function: amino acid transmembrane transporter activity. The record is from RefSeq and is a predicted model, not a curated record. Bases 448 to 1815 code for a protein of 455 amino acids. Gene Ontology annotation, biological process: amino acid transmembrane transport. Lineage: Eukaryota; Viridiplantae; Streptophyta; Magnoliopsida; Poales; Poaceae.